AUGGCCGCCCGAGUGAUCGCGGUGGCUCUGGUCACCGUGGCCGCUGGCCUAGAGCCACUGGGCCUCGAUGAUGAGUGCGGCGGCGAGGAGCAGUGCGCCCUGAACGCACUGCAGCGGCGUGGCCAGGCGGUGGCUGCAUCGCAGGAGCAGGCGGAGGGGGCCGGUGGGCCGAAGUGUGCGAGCCUCCGUGACCCCUCCAACGACAACUGCCGCUCCACGGUCGAGUGGGUGCACAACGGGGGCAAGUAUGACAAACACGGCCCGGAGUGGUUCAAAGACAUGAAGAUCAUCGCGGGCGUGGACGACUACAAACAGGCGAGCCUUGAUGACUGGCAGAAGCUGUACUUCUGCGCACCGCCGGGAGGCAAGCAGUGUGGCUCGCCACCCUGCAGCUGCACAAACCCUCCCUGUGAUGUCUGCAUCAAGGGCAAGAGCACCGCCAAAUGCACAGACGAGGACAGCAUCGCGUGCAAGCCACCGGCCACGGCUCUGGACUACAACGGCAUGGCCUGGGAGGACAUGAACAUUACUGGCACAGGCCCUUUCCAUGUCUUUGCUAUUGGCGACUGGGGCGGCCUGGAUGGCACGUUGAACCCAAUCGAGGGUCGGCCGAACCUCGUUGCAUACCCUGCAGGGACGAAGGCCGGGCCAAGCGUCUUCCCGAGAACACGCUACAACAAGCAGCACACGAAGCUGCUCUGCAAUCACAAGCAGUUUGUCGAAUGCUACAAGACGAUGGGGCGUAUGUGCGAUCCCGGAUGUGGUUUCGUGAAGGGCAUCGACGAUCAGCCGCAGACACUGGUGGCCAGCUCGUUCAAGGCCCGUGCGGCCAAAGUGAACCCACAGUUCAUCUUGAACGUCGGCGACAACUUCUACUGGGGUGGCAUCGAGAAGACCUGUGGCACGCCAAUGACCGAGCUGGCUUACGUGACACACCACCAGUUCGACCAAGUUUUCGAGAGCGUCUACAACGGGCCGGGCUUGGAUGGCAAGCCGUGGCUGAGCGUCCUGGGAAACCACGACUGGGGAGGCCGUGUCUUCAACAACGGCUGGGACCAGCAGAUUGCCUACACCUGGCAGAGCGAUCGCUGGAGACUGCCUGCGGCAUACUGGAGCCAACACGUCAACUUCGUGGACGCCGGCUUCACCAUGGACAUCUUCAUGGUCGACUCGAAUGCCCAAGACGCGGAGGAUCCGGAAUUGGACCCGGAGCACAACGUCUGCGGAAUCAAGCACAACCCGGCCGGAGCAAACUGCGAGUCGCAAGGCGGACCGACGUCCGUGGCUACAUGCAAGGCAUGGUUUUGGGACCUGUGGCGCAAGAAUCAGGAGUGGCUGACCGAGCAGUUGAGCAAGUCCACUGCGGACUGGCAGCUCGCCGUCACGCACUUCCCCUGCGGCUUCGAGAAGAACUACUGGGCAGCUUGGCAGACUUGGGCAGUGGGUCAGCAUCCUUGUUUUGUGGCCGCGUGUCCGGCCCUCGCUCUCAGGCAUGGGCUGGACCUCCUGGUGACCGGGCACCGCCACGACCAGGAGCUGUGGAGCCCAAACAGGCUCGGAGGACUCACCUGCUUCGUGACCGGUGGCGGCGGUGGCAUCUCCUCCGAAGCCACGCCGAACAUCCACAACAAGAGGGAUUGGUACGGCGAGGCCCAGUACGGCUUCUACGACCUCCUGAUCUCCAAGCGCUCCAUCGAGAUCACCUCCAUCAACUGGAAUGGCUACGAGAUCAUGACGCGGACCGUGUACCCUAAGGACGUGGCCUUGCUUGAUGCUUUGGCCCAGGUCUCCGGCGACAUGGCCGCCCGAGUGAUCGCGGUGGCUCUGGUCACCGUGGCCGCUGGCCUAGAGCCACUGGGCCUCGAUGAUGAGUGCGGCGGCGAGGAGCAGUGCGCCCUGAACGCACUGCAGCGGCGUGGCCAGGCGGUGGCUGCAUCGCAGGAGCAGGCGGAGGGGGCCGGUGGGCCGAAGUGUGCGAGCCUCCGUGACCCCUCCAACGACAACUGCCGCUCCACGGUCGAGUGGGUGCACAACGGAGGCAAGUAUGACAAACACGGCCCGGAGUGGUUCAAAGACAUGAAGAUCAUCGCGGGCGUGGACGACUACAAACAGGCGAGCCUUGAUGACUGGCAGAAGCUGUACUUCUGCGCACCGCCGGGAGGCAAGCAGUGUGGCUCGCCGCCUUGCAGCUGCACAAACCCUCCCUGUGAUGUCUGCAUCAAGGGCAAGAGCACCGCCAAAUGCACAGACGAGGACAGCAUCGCGUGCAAGCCACCGGCCACGGCCCUGGACUACAACGGCAUGGCCUGGGAGGACAUGAACAUUACUGGCACAGGCGACUGGGGCGGCCUGGAUGGCACGUUGAACCCAAUCGAGGGCCGGCCGAACCUCGUUGCAUACCCUGCAGGGACGAAGGCCGGGCCAAGCGUCUUCCCGAGAACACGUUACAACAAGCAGCACACGAAGCUGCUCUGCAAUCACAAGCAGUUUGUCGAGUGCUACAAGACGAUGGGGCGUAUGUGCGAUCCCGGAUGUGGUUUCGUGAAGGGCAUCGACGAUCAGCCGCAGACACUGGUGGCCAGCUCGUUCAAGGCCCGUGCGGCCAAAGUGAACCCACAGUUCAUCUUGAACGUCGGCGACAACUUCUACUGGGGUGGCAUCGAGAAGACCUGCGGCACGCCAAUGACCGAGUUGGCUUACGUGACACACCACCAGUUCGACCAAGUUUUCGAGAGCGUCUACAACGGGCCGGGCUUGGAUGGCAAGCCGUGGCUGAGCGUCCUGGGAAACCACGACUGGGGAGGCCGUGUCUUCAACAACGGCUGGGACCAGCAGAUUGCCUACACCUGGCAGAGCGAUCGCUGGAGACUGCCUGCGGCAUACUGGAGCCAACACGUCAACUUCGUGGACGCCGGCUUCACCAUGGACAUCUUCAUGGUCGACUCGAAUGCCCAGGACGCGGAGGAUCCGGAAUUGGACCCGGAGCACAACGUCUGCGGAAUCAAGCACAACCCGGCCGGAGCAAACUGCGAGUCGCAAGGCGGACCGACGUCCGUGGCUACAUGCAAGGCAUGGUUUUGGGACCUGUGGCGCAAGAAUCAGGCGUGGCUGACCGAGCAGUUGAGCAAGUCCACUGCGGACUGGCAGCUCGCCGUCACGCACUUCCCAUGCGGCUUUGAGAAGAACUACUGGGCCGGCUUGCACCAGCAGCAUGGGCUGGACCUCCUGGUGACCGGGCACCGCCACGACCAGGAGCUGUGGAGCCCAAACAGGCUCGGAGGACUCACCUGCUUCGUGACCGGUGGCGGUGGAGGCAUCUCCUCCGAAGCCACGCCGAACAUCCACAACAAGAGGGACUGGUACGGCGAGGCCCAGUACGGCUUCUACGACCUCCUGAUCUCCAAGCGCUCCAUCGAGAUCACCUCCAUCAACUGGAACGGCUACGAGAUCAUGACCCGCACCGUGUACCCCAAGAACUGA
Messenger RNA from Symbiodinium natans, 3480 nucleotides. NCBI's taxonomy places the organism in Eukaryota, Dinophyceae, Suessiales, Symbiodiniaceae. The record is from the annotation of a GenBank genome assembly.